UCAUGCGACCCACCUGAGCCAGUGCCCCUCCUAUGGUCCUCCUGGUCCAGAGCCCCGCUCCAUGCAACUCCCUCCCAGGCUAGAGUGCCCCCCUUCCAUGCAGCCCUCAGGGCACAGCCAGCCCCCCCUCCCCCACUGUGUAUCCUCCCCACCCCUUGGGGGGCAGAGUUGCCCCUCAUGUGACUCCUGCUCAACUCCAAUAUUCCCCACCCACAGCAUCCUCUGGUGCACCCUCUCCCUGAAGGACAGGGCAAUCCUCCCCCCAGCCAGAUGCAGACUUCCCCCCAGUAUCUUCCUUCCUCGGGGUCAGUUACCACCUCCCAAGUAUUUCCUCUCCCCCCUCCCCACCAGCACAGCGCAUCUGUCUGUCCUUCCUGGAAGAUGAUUCCCGCCUUCCAGCUCCUGGUUCUCCACUCCCGGUGUAAGAAAUCAGUCCAGGCCCCCAGCUGUGUUACAUGCUUCGGGUGCGAGCUGUGGUGAUGACCCGAGACGACUCGAGCGGGGGAUGGGUGCCCAUGGGCGGGGGCGGCCUGAGCCACGUCAUGAUCGGCAAGGUGCGGCGCCCGGAGGAGGGCGGGCAGCGGCACCAGUUCCUGAUCUGCGGGGAGCGCCUGCGCGACCAGACCACCAUCCUGGAGUGCGUGCUGAAGAAGGACCUCGUCUACAACAAGGUGAACCCCAUCUUCCACCACUGGAAAGUUGGCGACAGCAAGUUCGGCCUGACCUUCCAGAGCCCCGCCGAUGCCGCAGCCUUCGAGCGGAGCGUGCAGGCCGCCCUGGAGGAGCUCGCCGAAGGUUCUCUCUCCUCCUCCUCCUCCUCCUCCUCGUCUCAGGAUGAUGCUGAUGGGACAGAUGACGCAGGGUUGAUGCACACGGACAGCGAAUCUUCCUCGAACAGCCGGAAGGAAAUGCUCCCCAAACACAUCACCAUUGUGACCAGCGAGUCCUCCUCCAGCUGCUACAUCCGCUCACCUGCCUCCGAGGAGUUUGCCUUCAGCACGGCCCAGGGGUCGACGCCGACCAGCCAGGGCGGGCAGGUGCAGACCCAGCCCCUGCAGCACCUGACCCUGCACGACGAGGAGGAGCUAGAGAGCAUCAACCCAUGCAAGGACCUGUGGGUGAGCAAGGGCUAUGAGGACUACAGGCGGGCGGCAGUGCAGAAGCGGGAAGCCGACCCCGACAAGGUCGGCAUGUGCGUGCACUUCGAGAAGGGCAGCAAGGAGCGCCGCUUCCCUGCAGCAGGGGGGGGCGGCGAGGGCCGCCUCAGAGACCCCAAGGGCUCCCCAUCCUGCCGGAUCCAUGCCGCCCCUUCGCCCCCCAAGCAGAAGCACGCCAAGGAGCCAGGGGCCGGCGGCGGGGCGGGCUCGGAGGAAGACACCGUGCCCUCCCGCUGCGUCUAUUGCCGGGACGUCUUCAACCACGAGGAGAACGGGCGGGGCCAGUGCCAGGACGCGCCGGACCCCAUCGGACGCUGCGUCUACCAGCUCACCUGCAUGUGGUGUGCCGAGAGCAUGCUGUACCACUGUAUGUCAGACUCGGAGGGCGAGUACUCGGACCCUUGCUCCUGCGACCUGGGGCACCCGCACUUCUGCAUCCGCUGGAUGGCGCUGGUGGCCCUCUCCCUCGUCGUGCCCUGCAUGUGCUGUUACCUGCCACUCCGCGCCUGUCACUGGUGUGGGGAGCACUGCGGCUGCUGCGGUGGGAAACACAAGGCUGUGCGGUGAAGCCGGCUGGGGCGCGGCGCUCUUCUUGGCUUGGCUGGGGGGGAGAGAGGCGAAGAGACGGAGGCGGUCUUAAACGGCGGCGGGGGGCUGAUUCCCCCUUCUCUUGCACGCCCUACCCCCCGUGUCCCGUGUUUGGAGGGGGAGGGACUAGGCGGUUUUAUUCCGAGUGUCAGGCGUGGCUGGUGAGUUUCAUUUUUUUUUCCUUUAAAAUUUCAACAUUUUGGGUCCGUUUUUAUAAAAAGAAAAAAUUUAAAAAAAAAAGAAAAAGUAAUGGAAGAAAGAGAAAACAAACAAACGACGGUCUCAGGAGAGAUGGGUAGAUGGUCAUGCGGGGGGCAGUUUUACCCCCUCCCUUCCUCCUAGCUAUGGGGGGGGAGGGAACAAAUAAAAUUUAACCCCUCCUUCACCCAAUCCAGCUGUGUCCGCACACCUGUUUGUGUGUGUGCAGUGGUGGGGUGACCAGUAGACUAUGUUACCCCCUCCUUCCUUUACCCAGUCUGACUGGGUCCACAGGGAUUUCUUUUCAAUUUUAAAAAAGGGUUACAAAGAACAACAGAAGGAAAGAAAAUAUCCUAAAUGGAUAUUCACUGGAUUUUUAUUUUGUACUCAGGAGGGAGUCCAGGGAGCAAGAGAAACUAAUUUGUGCUGAAAAAUGCCCCUAUAUAAAAAACAAAAACAAAACAAAAAAACCUUCCCUGCAGCUUUAUAACCGCACAAUGCUGGGGCAUCCUUUUCACAAGGACGACAGGCAGACAGGGUUCGAUUUACAGGGUACACAAGCUGCAGCACCCCUCCAAGUUCUGUCCCCCACCCUCCCCGCCCCAAUACAGUUCCCAUGGUUUAUUUCUGGGUCCCAGGCUGGAACAAUGGGGCUCCCCUUGAAGUGUUCGCUGGGCUACAAUUUCCAGGGAAGUUAGGGAAGGGUUGUCUGCAGCUCCCCUUGUGACACCCCUUCCCCAUUGAUGUCUGGCAUCUACCUCUGUUUUACCCCAGUCACCACAGAGCAGAGAGCUUGUACAAUUCAGUCUCGUUCCCCAUGCUGUUCCCCUCUCUCCCAGCAGGACAGGGGUAAGACUGUGAGGCCAGCCUGGCCCCUAGGGGCAAUGGAUCGGGGAGGUCUCUGGACUCCAUGGGAAUCUCCUCCCCCGCCAAAUGGGCAAAGGUGGGUUGGGUUUUGAGCCAGCCUGAUACCACACAGCGGGAGAUCGGCGCUGCGGGGUUGCCAGGCAAAAUCUCUUGGGCAAAGCACCAGCUGCAUCCAUUCCCAGCAGGGCAGACUUUACCUAGAUCGUAGGUUCUUUAGCCCAGGGUCAUGCACGGCCUCCCUGUCAUUGGAGCAGGACGGGAAGGGGAGUUGGAUCCCGAAACUGUUAUUUUGGAGCUGUUGUAACCUGGGGUCAUGGUGCUGACCCUGCUCGCUCUCUGUGUUAAACCCAGUUGGGAGGACUUAGCUUGGUACUGCUGAAAAGAAGAGCUGGAUUCCUAAGGAAUUUGGGGUCGAAGAAGUAUUGGCCUUGGGAAUCAGGACUCCUGGGUUCUCUUCCCAAAUCGGGGAGAGGGUAGGAUCUAGUGGGUUAGAGCAGGGGGGCUGGAAACCAGGACUCCUGAGUUCUAUUCCCAAUUCUGGUAGUGUGGGGGUGGGAUGAUCUAGUGGAUUAGAUCCAUGGGACUGGGAGUCUGGACUCCUGGAUUCUCUUCUCUGUGUUGGGUGGGGAGUGGGGUCUAGUGGUUAGAGCAAAGGAUUGGGAGUCAAAACUCCCGGGUUCUGUUCCCAGCUCUGCAGCUGUCUUGCUGUAUAACCUUGGGCAAGUCACUUAAUCCCGAUGUUCCUCUAGUCUCAUACCAUUCCUCCACCUCCUGCUUGCACUGCCUAGCAGUGAAGUAUUACCAAGCCUCCCUGAGGGACAGGACGGGAGCCCUCUUGCGACAUUUAAGACUAGACUGUGCAAAGCCACAGGAUGUGGUACUCAGGGGCUGACCCUCCCUGGGACCCAGUGAGUGUGGAAUAGAGGGGCUGAUCUCUCCAAAUCCAGUGGGGGUGAAGCAGAGCUGCCUGAAAGCACUUUGAUCUCUGUCCCUGGGCCCCACAAUCAGUGGGAGGGGAGGGGAAAGCAAAGAAAAUCCAGGACCAAAAACCAGUGGGACCCUCGGAGUUUUACCCCAGCUGAGUCAUUACCCCCCAUCCUGCCCCACGCUGGCUGUUUGGGGGCCCCUGUGUGACAUGAGUUUGAUGGAGCUCAGCUCACUUCCCACUGGGAUGAGGCAUCAGCCUUCCCACUGGGCAAAACAGGUCCCCCCUGCCACCCCUUGCUGCCAGACGUGAAACAAAGCCAGGGACCUCUGGCCAAGGGAAGCUCCUGGUCAGGUUUUUUUUUAAAGCAGCUGCAUCCAGCUGACUCUGGGGUUGUGGGAGGGGCUUGCAACAAGCCCCACCUCUUAUUUAUUUACUUCUCUCUUUUUCCCCUAAGUCGGGACAACUGAUUUUUGUGGGGGAGGGGGGGUGUCCCUGCAGCGCACAGUGGGGCAGAAAACCAGAGUGAUGCGGGGGCAGGUUGGGACCCUCCGCAUCUGCUAGCACAGAUUGUCCUCUUGCUUAAAUUGGGAGUCACACUAGUUCAAAUCAGUGGAGUUACAGUGGUGUAAGUCAGGAUUAUCUGGAUCAAUAGCAUUGCACCAGUGUAAAUCAGGAGUGACUCCAUGUAGAUCAGUGGCAGUACGAUGGUAUAAACGAGGGAUAACUCUGGAUCAGUGGUGUCUGCUGGUGUAAAUCAGGAGUAACUUGGUUUAGAUGAAUGGAGUUACUCUGGUUUAGAUCAUUGUGGUAUCAUGGGUGUAAACCAGUUGUAAUUCUGUUUGGAUCGAUAGCAUUACACUGGUGUAAAUCAGGAGUAUCUUGGGUUAGAUUAGUGGUGUUACACUGGUUUAGAACAUUGAGGUUACAUCAGUGUAAAUCAGGAGUAACUUGAUUGGAAUCAGUGGUGUUACAUUGUAGUAAAUCAGGAGAAACUGGAUCAAUGGUGUAAUUGCAAGGAGUGUGGGGUUUAUGGGGCUAGAGUACGAUCUCUUUACACUGGUGUAAAUCUGGAGUAACCACAGAAAGGCAGCAUAUUGAGGCCGGGCUGUUUCUAAGGGAAUGGGGUGCCUGACCCAAUGGGAGCCUGGCACCUAAAUCGCUUCUGCUCCUUUGAAGAUUCCCAACCUGAAAACCAAUACGUGAACCUCGUUAUUUUACCUGCUGCACAGUUAGCCUGGGGAACUCAAUGCCACAAGUUCUCCUCUGAGGCCAAAAGUUUAACAUCCUUCAGAAAAACGACUGGAUGUUUAUACAGAUAACUAAACCUAGAAGUAGAAUAUUAAAUAUCUUUAAAAUAACCAAGAGUUUUGGCAGGGCUAUAAACCCUCAUGCUAUAGGGCAUGACCCAACCUCUGACUAUCAGGGGUCAGGAGGGAACUGACCCUAUGGGCCAGCUAUGCCAUAAUUACCCAGUAGGGGGCACCUCUUUCUGAACCAUCUAUUUAUUGGCCUCUAUUGGAGACAAGAGAAUGAACUAGAAAGACACUUGGUUUGAUCUGACUGUCCAUGUGAACCUAAUAGAGUGACCCUAGUUUUACCCCAAUGUAAACAAGAUUAGGGCUUGGCCUGGCCAGAUUUGAGUGUGUUCAGUAGUACACUGGGUCCUAUUCCCAUUUCUCCAUCCUUGUUCUUUUUUUCAAAAUCUUCCCAGAAAACAAAACAAGACAAAUCAUAACUGUAUAAAACCUGGCAAAGCUGUGUGUGCCAAUGACCCUAUGAUAACCUUGGGGCCAAUACAGCAGGGAGCCGACCGAAAUACAGAAGGGUGCGGAGAGCGGGUCUUGUAUAUUACUGCAGGAAUGAGAUUCUUUUAAUGCUAUUUUAUAUAUAAAAAAGUGCAGAGGGGGGCAGAGAGGGGAAAAAAACCAAACAAACAAAGAGAAAAAGUUAAUAUUAAAAUUUUUUUGUGGUUGCCAAUCUAAUUUUUUUCCUUGUUUAAGUAUUUUAUCAGAUUUGUAUAUUCAAUAUUGUCAUUUCUGUGUAUUUAAAAAAAAAUUAAAAAGGGGGGAAUGGAAUCAGAGGAGAAUGUUCUAUUUAAAAGUGUAUGUUGUAUAUUAAAUCUUAGCAAAAGUGACUCUUAAAUGUUUUCCCCUCCUUCUGUGGUGGGGUUUGGAGGUGCUGGUUCGAGCUUCCUAGAUUUAUAGGUCCAGAAAGGGAUCAUUCUGAUCAGCUACGGCCAGAUUCAAGAGAUGCAAAUAGUUUUCAGACACUGAAAUGUGCCACUCACACACAGACCAAAGUGUCAGAUGGUUUUAUUGCAACAUCAACAAGAGAUAAGAUGUUUCAAGCAGCGCUAAAUUGCAGCUGCUCUUAAUGAUUUUAAAACUAGAGUAAAAGAAAAAUAAUCCAAUAUUUCAGCUAUCGUUAUAUAUUAUGAUUAUAUCUAUUAGGACACGUCAGAAGGGGAUGGCAUAUUGUGACAAAGGCCCUUUGUUUUCAGGUUUUAUUCUGUUUAAAAUUUCCUGGGAAUUUAUAGGGGUUUAUUGCAGAAAUUAAACGGUGCAAAAAAUUGACUUCACAAUUUUCUGGGUAAAUAUUGGAGUGAAUGGUGGGAUGGAGGACAGAGAAAAAGCAAGAAAUAGAGAAGCAUAUUGAAAGUCAAAGCAGCUUAAUACUGUGGUUUAUUUCAUGAACUGUACAUUAACAAAAAGAAAAGGAGUACUUGUGGCACCUU
Caretta caretta (loggerhead turtle) is the source of this 6472-nucleotide messenger RNA. RefSeq names its product sprouty related EVH1 domain containing 3 (gene SPRED3). Gene Ontology annotation, molecular function: protein kinase binding. Gene Ontology annotation, cellular component: membrane. Gene Ontology annotation, biological process: negative regulation of MAPK cascade; multicellular organism development. The record is from RefSeq and is a predicted model, not a curated record. NCBI's taxonomy places the organism in Eukaryota, Metazoa, Chordata, Testudines, Cheloniidae.